CUCGCUGGCGCCAUCUUUUUGAAUCCCUGAUCAUUAUUGACCUUCUUAUUCCCACUAUUGCCGAUCAUGUGUCUGUUUUCGUUUCGGCCAGAGCGACUGUUCUACGCCUGAACUCAUCCGAACAAUCGGAAGUCAGCUUCCCCGAUAAGCAGCCAUGCGCGAGUUGGUGCACAUCCAGGGUGGCCAGUGCGGCAACCAGAUCGGGGCAAUACGGGGCCAAAAGUAUACACCACCACCACCUCCUUCACCCUUUCCUUCUACCAGGAAAGAGGGGAGCAAGAGGAGAUAGAGGAGGGAGGAGGAACCGACGUGGUGGUAAUGCUUAUGUUUGUGGCCCGCAGGCAAAGUUCUGGGAAGUAAUUUCGGAUGAACAUGGUAUAGAUCCUACAGGCACUUAUCAUGGAGAUUCCGACCUCCAGCUCGAGCGCAUCAACGUCUACUACAAUGAGGCCACAGGGGGCCGUUAUGUUCCGCGCGCCGUGCUGAUGGAUUUGGAGCCAGGCACCAUGGACAGCGUCCGUGCUGGACCUUUUGGGCAGCUUUUCCGUCCGGACAACUUCUGCGGUGGCGGAUUUGGUCAGACUGGCGCAGGUAAUAAUUGGGCAAAGGGUCAUUAUACGGAGGGCGCCGAAUUGAUCGACAGCGUGUUGGAUGUGGUCCGCAAGGAAGCAGAGGGAUGUGAUUGCCUUCAAGGGUUUCAAAUGUGUCAUUCACUCGGAGGCGGCACUGGAGCUGGCAUGGGGACGUUGCUCAUUUCCAAGGUGAGAGAGGAAUAUCCCGACAGGAUCAUGGAGACGUUCAGUAUCAUUCCGUCCCCAAAGGUUAGCGACACGGUCGUGGAACCAUAUAAUGCGGUAUUGUCUUUCCACCAGUUGGUGGAGAAUGCCGACGAGUGCUUCUUGCUUGACAACGAGGCCCUUUAUGACAUAUGUUUCCGUACGCUGAAGCUCACCACGCCCACGUAUGGGGAUUUGAACCACUUGGUGAGUGCAGCGAUCAGUGGUGUCACUACUUGCUUGCGCUUCCCGGGGCAGCUCAACUGCGACCUGCGCAAGAUUGCUGUGAACCUGAUACCGUUUCCGCGCCUGCACUUUUUCAUGACUGGCUUCGCGCCCCUCACUUCCCGUGGCUCCCAGCAGUAUCGCGCGCUGACCGUGCCGGAGCUCACGCAACAAAUGUUCGAUGCCAAAAAUAUGAUGUGUGCAGCUGACCCUCGCCAUGGCCGCUACCUGACCGCGGCGGCCUUGUUCCGCGGUCGCAUGUCCACCAAGGAGGUCGACGAACAGAUGCUUAAUGUGCAGAACAAAAAUUCUUCAUACUUUGUGGAGUGGAUUCCGAACAACAUCAAGGCCUCUGUGUGCGACAUCCCCCCAAAGGGCCUCAAGAUGGCAGUUGCCUUCGCAGGUAAUUCAACAGCCAUUCAGGAAAUGUUUAAGCGUGUAGCAGAGUAUUUUACGGCGAUGUUCCGGCGCAAGGCUUUCUUGCACUGGUACACCGGCGAAGGCAUGGACGAGAUGGAGUUCACCGAGGCGGAGAGCAACAUGAACGACCUUGUCUCGGAGUACCAGCAGUACCAGGAUGCUACUGCGGAGGAGGAGGGCGAGUUCGAUGAGGAGGAGGACGGCGAACAGUGAGGUGCUUCUCGGGUUUUCCGCGCGCACCUGACCUUGCUUGUUUUUGGCCUUCGAAUAACCGACGGGCCGAUGCAUGCGUGCAAGGAAGCAACUCGUGAGAGAAUCCAGGAGAACAUAUGUCUUCUCGAAAGGAGUCGAAGGAACCAUGCUGGUACAAUUCAAGUAGCUGUCCAGCGAGAGUUCCGUUCUGGGAAGAAUCCGCC
Molecule: messenger RNA, 1837 nt
Organism: Prorocentrum cordatum
Lineage: Eukaryota; Dinophyceae; Prorocentrales; Prorocentraceae
Source: the annotation of a GenBank genome assembly